This is a messenger RNA of Piliocolobus tephrosceles (Ugandan red Colobus), 6346 nucleotides long. RefSeq names its product spalt like transcription factor 3 (gene SALL3). The coding region runs from base 1 to 3897 and encodes 1298 amino acids. Gene Ontology annotation, cellular component: nucleus. Gene Ontology annotation, molecular function: DNA-binding transcription factor activity, RNA polymerase II-specific; RNA polymerase II cis-regulatory region sequence-specific DNA binding. The record is from RefSeq and is a predicted model, not a curated record. Lineage: Eukaryota; Metazoa; Chordata; Mammalia; Primates; Cercopithecidae. Gene Ontology annotation, biological process: regulation of transcription by RNA polymerase II. The transcript has 3 exons.
AUGUCUCGGCGCAAGCAGGCCAAGCCCCAGCACCUCAAGUCGGACGAGGAGCUGCCGCCGCCGGACGGGGCUCCCGAGCACGCCGCCCCGGGGGAAGGCGCGGACGACGCCGACAGCGGGCCCGAGAGCCGCAGCGGAGGCGAGGAGACCAGCGUGUGCGAGAAAUGCUGCGCCGAGUUCUUCAAGUGGGCAGACUUCUUGGAGCACCAGCGGAGCUGCACCAAGCUCCCGCCCGUGCUGAUCGUGCACGAGGACGCGCCCGCGCCGCCCCCCGAGGACUUUCCCGAACCUUCGCCCACCAGCUCCCCCAGCGAGCGCGCCGAAAGCGAGGCAGCGGAGGAGGCGGGCGCGGAGGGCGCGGAGAGCGAGGCCAGGCCGGCGGAGAAGGAGGCCGAGCCCAUGGACGCGGAACCCGCGGGGGACACUCGCGUGCCCCGGCCCCCGCCCGCGGCCCCUGCACCCCCCACGCCCGCCUACGGCGCGCCCAGCACCAACGUGACCCUGGAGGCGCUGCUGAGCACCAAGGUGGCCGUGGCGCAGUUUUCGCAGGGCGCACGCGCAGCGGGCGGCUCGGGCACAGGUGGCGGCGUGGCGACUGCCGCCGUGCCUCUGAUCCUGGAGCAGCUCAUGGCCCUGCAGCAGCAGCAGAUCCACCAGCUGCAGCUCAUCGAGCAGAUCCGCAGCCAGGUGGCCCUCAUGCAGCGCCCGCCUCCGCGGCCCUCGCUCAGUCCUGCGGCCGCCCCGAGCGCACCGGGCCCGGCCCCCAGCCAGCUGCCCGGGCUGGCGGCGCUCCCUCUGUCGGCAGGGGCCCCUGCCACCGCCCCCGCGGGCUCGGGCCCCGCCGCCCCGGCUGCCUUCGAGGGCCCGCAGCCCUUGUCCCGGCCGGAGUCUGGCGCCAGCACCCCCGGCGGCACUGCGGAGCCCAGCGCGCCCGCCGUGCCCAGCGCCACCCCGGCCCCUGCCGCCCCCGCCCCGGCCCCAGCGCCGCAGAGUGCGGCCUCAUCGCAGCCACAGAGCGCGUCCACGCCGCCUGCCCUGGGCCCCGGGUCCCUGCUGGGCGCGGCGCCCGGCCUGCCAAGCCCGCUUCUACCUCAGACCUCUGCCAGCGGCGUCAUCUUCCCCAACCCGCUGGUCAGCAUCGCAGCCACGGCCAACGCCCUGGACCCGCUGUCCGCGCUCAUGAAGCACCGCAAGGGCAAGCCGCCCAAUGUGUCAGUGUUCGAGCCCAAGGCCAGUGCCGAGGACCCGUUUUUCAAGCACAAAUGCCGCUUCUGCGCCAAGGUCUUCGGCAGUGACAGCGCGCUCCAGAUCCACCUGCGCUCGCACACGGGCGAGCGGCCCUUCAAGUGCAACAUCUGCGGGAACCGCUUCUCCACCAAAGGCAACUUGAAGGUGCACUUCCAGAGGCACAGGGAGAAGUACCCCCACAUCCAGAUGAACCCCUACCCAGUCCCCGAGUACCUGGACAAUGUGCCCACUUGCUCGGGCAUCCCGUACGGCAUGUCGUUGCCCCCGGAGAAGCCCGUGACCACCUGGCUGGACAGCAAGCCCGUACUGCCCACCGUGCCCACGUCGGUGGGGCUGCAACUGCCGCCCACUGUCCCUGGCGCGCACGGCUACGCCGACUCCCCCAGCGCUACCCCCGCCAGCCGCUCCCCGCAGAGGCCCUCGCCCGCCUCCAGCGAGUGCGCCUCCUUGUCCCCAGGCCUCAACCACCCCGAGUCCGGCGUGUCAGCCACCGCCGAGUCCCCACAGCCACUCCUCGGCGGGCCGCCCCUGACUAAAGCCGAGCCCCUCAGCUUGCCUUGCACCAACGCCAGGGCCGGGGACGCUCCCGUGGGCGCGCAGGCCAGCGCCGUGCCAACAUCGGUGGAUGGCGCUCCCACGAGCCUCGGCAGCCCCCCCGCCGUCUCCGAGCAGUUCAAGGCCCAGUUUCCGUUCGGCGGGCUGCUGGACUCCAUGCAAACGUCGGAAACCUCGAAGCUGCAGCAGCUGGUGGAGAACAUCGACAAGAAGAUGACGGACCCGAACCAGUGCGUCAUUUGCCACCGGGUGCUGAGCUGCCAGAGUGCGCUGAAGAUGCACUACCGGACGCACACGGGGGAGCGGCCGUUCAAGUGCAAGAUCUGCGGCCGCGCCUUCACGACCAAGGGCAACCUCAAGACGCACUUCGGCGUGCACCGCGCCAAGCCGCCCCUGCGCGUUCAGCACUCCUGCCCCAUCUGCCAGAAGAAGUUCACCAACGCCGUGGUCCUGCAGCAGCACAUUCGCAUGCACAUGGGCGGCCAGAUCCCCAACACGCCGCUGCCCGAGGGCUUCCAGGAUGCCAUGGACUCCGAGCUGGCCUACGACGACAAGAACGCGGAGAUUCUGAGCAGCUACGACGACGACAUGGACGAGAACUCCAUGGAAGACGACGCCGAACUGAAGGACGCGGCCAACGACCCGGCCAAGCCGCUCCUGUCCUACGCGGGGUCCUGCCCGCCCUCCCCGCCCUCGGUCAUCUCCAGCAUCGCCGCCUUGGAGAACCAGAUGAAGAUGAUCGACUCGGUCAUGAGCUGCCAGCAGCUGACCAGCCUCAAGUCCGUGGAUAACGGGUCCGGAGAGAGUGACCGCCUGAGCAACGACUCCUCGUCGGCCGUGGGCGACCUGGAGAGCCGCAGCGCUGGCAGCCCCGCCCUGUCCGAGUCCUCGUCCUCCCAGGCCCUGUCGCCUGCCCCCAGCAACGGCGAGAGUUUCCGCUCCAAGUCCCCGGGCCUGGGCGCCCCGGAGGAGCCCCAGGAGAUCCCGCUCAAGACCGAGAGGCCCGACAGCCCGGCCCCCGCCCCAGGCAGUGGAGGCGCCCCCGGCCGCGCGGGCAUCAAGGAGGAGGCGCCCUUCAGCCUGCUGUUCCUGAACAGGGAGCGGGGUAAGUGUCCCAGCACUGUGUGUGGUGUCUGUGGCAAGCCUUUUGCUUGCAAGAGCGCGUUGGAAAUCCACUACCGCAGCCAUACUAAGGAGCGGCCGUUCGUCUGCGCGCUCUGCAGGCGAGGGUGCUCCACUAUGGGUAAUUUAAAACAGCACUUACUGACGCACAGAUUGAAAGAGCUGCCUUCUCAGUUAUUUGACCCCAACUUUGCUCUAGGUCCCAGCCAAAGCACUCCUAGCCUGAUCUCCAGCGCCGCACCCACCAUGAUCAAAGUGGAAGUGAACGGUCACGGCAAGGCCAUGGCGCUGGGCGAGGGUCCCCCGCUGCCCGCGGGCGUCCAGGUCCCCGCCGGGCCUCAGACAGUGAUGGGCCCGGGCCUGACGCCCAUGCUGGCCCCCCCGCCGCGCCGGACGCCCAAGCAGCACAACUGCCAGUCGUGCGGGAAGACCUUCUCCUCGGCCAGUGCCCUGCAGAUCCACGAACGCACGCACACCGGCGAGAAGCCCUUCGGUUGCACCAUCUGCGGCCGGGCCUUCACCACCAAGGGCAACCUCAAGGUGCACAUGGGGACACACAUGUGGAAUAACGCCCCCGCGAGACGCGGCCGCCGCCUGUCUGUGGAGAACCCCAUGGCUCUCCUAGGGGGUGAUGCCCUGAAGUUCUCUGAAAUGUUCCAGAAGGACCUGGCAGCUCGGGCAAUGAACGUCGACCCCAGUUUUUGGAACCAGUAUGCUGCAGCCAUCACUAACGGGCUCGCCAUGAAGAACAACGAGAUCUCCGUCAUCCAGAACGGAGGCAUCCCCCAGCUCCCCGUGAGUCUCGGGGGCAGCGCCCUCCCCGCUCUGGGCACCAUGGCCAGUGGGAUGGACAAAGCGCGUACCGGCAGUAGCCCACCCAUCGUCGGCUUGGACAAAGCAAGCUCAGAAACAGCAGCCAGCCGCCCAUUCACACGGUUUAUCGAGGAUAACAAGGAGAUUGGUAUCAACUAGUCGUGACUCGCUCAUCUGCCCUGCCCAGGCCCACGUUUUGAAGUUGGAGCAUCAGGCCUCCGACCUUCCUUGCCUCGGUUCUCAUUACACUUUCACCCAUAGCAGAAAACACUUUGUGCGACUGCUGAGAGGUGGUCUUGUAAGUGCUGCAUGGCGCUCCCUUCAACAGCAAGCCUGACUGUUCUUGAGAACUCUGCAACCUUUUACAUAAGUUUCCGUCAAAAAAAAGUGCUUGGAAAACCGCCUUAGGAACAGAAAGAGCUCAGACCAUGUCCACGUCCUUUCUCCUGAAACCCAAUAAUCUCUACGAGGGAGAAAGGGGUCCCCCGCGGUAUUCCAGUGAAACUCAUUUGAUGGUUUCGUUUGAAUUAGUUAGACACUUGAACGAUGUUUGUUUGAACUCUUCAUGUUAAAGACGUGGUUUAGUACUCCCAAUGCUGUGUAUCAUGACACUAUCGUCGUCUGUAGUAUUUAUAAUGUUAAGAUUAUGCGGGUAACAGACAAUAUAAUAGCCCCGACCUUAAACGAAGCUUUUGUACUGCAGAAUACAUCUGGCUAUGUGAUUUUUUUUUUAAGCAAGAUUUGUUUUACUAUAAAUAAGUGGAUUAUUUCAAUGCAGGCAAAAUUGUGAAGUUCUGUUGGAAAAGAUAGCAUGCUUUUCAUGUGCGAGUACCUGUCAGUAAUAAGCCUUUUUUUGUUUUUUUUUUUUGUUUGUUUGUUUUUAAUUUAAAUGUUUGUAGCUGCUAUGUGGACAGUUGUUUUCUAGCGUGGUCUGUAGCCCAAUGACUGGGGAACGAGUUACAGACAAACAUCACCGUAAAUGACUCACAACAUUAUAAACAGUUGUGAGAAAAUAUUUCACAUUAUCAAAGCUGUACAAUAAAAAGGUAAUGUUUGUAUAAUGUGGUUGCAAACUCUUAAUUUAUACUAUUGCACUUUUAGUAUUUUGUAUUAGGGAGGUUUGUCUAUAAUCUGAGAAUUUAAACAGAUGUAAAGUAUUUUAUAAAUAGUACUUCAAUUUAAGGAAAAUGGGAAAACUGUUACAGUUUCUUGUUUUGUCUUAUGGUCAAACAAUAUUAGAAAUCUAUGCCACUUAAAAAGAAAAGCCACCAAGACUUGUCAGCUCCUCAGAAAAUAGGGCCUGCCGUUUCUUAAGUUAAAAUGAUUUAACUUUUCUACAAACACAAAGCCCAUUUAAAAACUGUGACCCCCCUAAUGAAACCUUGGUGAAUUCAUCCUAGGACUGUGACGUCAGUACAAGCCAGGAAGGAACUAGGAGAACCUUUUGCAGGUCUGAUUUUCCUGUAAGCGGGUCUGUCUCUCUCUCUCUCUCUCACCCACAGACAAGAUUGUGGCUGCCUGGUGGCACUGGUCACGUGGACAGUAAACCCAAGAGAAAUGGCAAGUAUCAGGCAGUACAAUCAGUCAUGACUUUGAAAUUUUCCGAGUUCCUGAUUUAUUUAUUAUCUUCUCAGAUGAAAGCAAAGCACAGUGUCCUCUGAUUUUUCAGAACAUCAGUCUGGCGCGGACGGCUGAGCUGCAUCCAGCCGGGAGGCAGGGGCAGCCGAGGCAGCGCAAACACGGCGUCGUGUGAACUACCUCAUUUUCGUGCGUUGCAAGCGUGCUGGCGUCUGACACUAUGAACUUCCAACAACAAAAUUGUUCAGGAGAUGCUCUGUCAGCUGGGUAGCAGUGCGAGGAGUUGCAUGCCUGGACAGUGAAGUCUUCUCGGUUGAGACAGAAAAAUAAAACGAUCUUCUCCUAACAACCACAGCAGCAACAACAAUCAUUGUAAGAGGAUGGGCUGUUUGUGCCAGCGUGUCACUGAACAAAAAGAGUAUCAAAGACUCAUUAACUGUUUAUUUCUAUUGGAAAUGAACACUGAACUCUACAGCUCUGUUUUCCACGGUGAUGAGAUGUAACUUGGCCCCACCGUGCCACCUCUUCUCACGGGAUGAGGGCUUGGCGUGUCUCAAGCAUUAGGCAGAGAAAACUGAGGUGGCUUGAGGUCGCUGUGUUUCAGCAGUUGAAUGUUUUCAUUAUUUAUCGGUGUCCUUUUUGGUGUGUGUGUGUGGUUUUUUGUUUGUUUGUUUUUUGGUUAGUAUUUGGUACCAUAUAGUGUUCUCUCUUCUCCCAAAUGGAUGUGUAUAUAACUAAAGAGAAAUGUAAAGUGUUGUAAAUAAGAUGGCUCAUGAAGGUACAGUGAGACUGACCCUCCUGUGUGCAGGGCUAGGCCAUCCCUCUGCAUGGUGAAGAGAGACACUAUUUUUAUACUGUAAUGCCAUGCAGGGCUGAGGCCUCUCUGAGCAGCUGGGAAUUGUUACCUAGACCCAAUAUUUUUUAUUAUUAAAUCUUGUGGCUUGACACAUCUACUGAUUGAAAUGGAUGUCUUAGUCUAGGUUACUAUUUUUGUCAUAUGGAAUUGAAUAAAAUGCAGGAUGUAAUGUUA